Messenger RNA from Helobdella robusta, 348 nucleotides. RefSeq lists its product as hypothetical. The annotation marks the transcript as partial. Gene Ontology annotation, biological process: negative regulation of mitotic cell cycle; negative regulation of cell population proliferation. NCBI's taxonomy places the organism in Eukaryota, Metazoa, Annelida, Clitellata, Rhynchobdellida, Glossiphoniidae. The record is from RefSeq and is a predicted model, not a curated record. The transcript has a single exon. Gene Ontology annotation, cellular component: nucleus; cytoplasm.
ACCAUGCUACGUGAGGUUCAGAGUGCAGCAUCCUUCAUUGCUUCUUUAGCCAAAGAUCUUUCGCCUAAAGAGAGGGAAACAUUCAACAACAGCCUAUGUAUGUCGAUGAGCUUGCAUUAUAAAGACCAUUGGUUUCCCGAUAAACCAAACAAAGGUAACGCCUAUCGAUGCAUAGAAAUUUCGCCCAAGUUGCCUGACCCAGUCAUUGAAUCAGCCUUAAGAUUAAGCAACUUUUCGACAUCAUCGUCUAUGUUGUUUAAAUGUCAUGUCUUGAUUUGGGUAGAUCCAAAAGAAGUUUCUUACAAAUUUGGUGAUGAAGGCAGCGUUGGUGUUCAUUAUAGAGAGUCC